UAAGGACGCUACGUCACAUAAACCGGAAGCCACUGUCACAUUGCGAGUAAAUGUAAACAAUACAUUUUGUUUUCUGCAGUUUGCGUGUCAAAAUGUCGCAUUUGGACAACAAUCCGUCGUUCCAGGCCAUGGUGCGGGCAAGCGGCCUGGCAGAAGUAUGGACACACUCCACAGAUGCCGCUAAAUUUAAUCAGUUUGGAUGGAGAUGCACAAAUAAAGAAACUUCCUACGGUAACGACACACUAAUUGGAAACUGGAACGAGGAACGAUUCGACAAUAAAAUUGUUAAACAGGCGAAACCAUUGCCGUCUCAGAACAACCAUUACUUUGAAAGUACAUACGAUCAGAGCUACAACUUCAAACCAUAUGAGGUCCCAAAAGAACUUAAGCAUUUAAAAGCUCCACACCCUAAUGCAUUUCCUGGACACCAGCCUGAGACCGAUAACGCUUUCUCCAAAAGUAUUUACAACAGCUGGGAGACCACAACACGAGCUGGCUACGUUGAUCCAAAAAUAAGACAAACACCUCUCCAACCAAAGACCAACACCACGUCAGCAUAACUGAGAUAAUUAUCUCGAAUUUACUUCAUUAAAAUUUCAUUUACUGCACUUUUAUAUCUUACUGCCUGUGAUUUAUGAUUUUGUUUAUGAAUAUUUUGCUCAAAAACACUAAAUACUGCUUCUGAAGACAUUGUAUAUGCAAUAAGUUCAAAUUAAGAAUUACCAAUUCUUCGAAAAUGAGUCAUUUUGUUUCAUAAUAAAAUAUACAUUUAUGUGUUCGAAAACUAAGACAACAUUUCUAUAUACCAUGUAUGCGUUAGUAUGAAACACAUAUGUAUGUAAAAAAAAAAGUGUUGAUGUUACAUAGAAUAGUAUAAUUUAAGAAUAACUGAACAUUAGGCAUUCACUGCAAGUAUCAUUUUGUUUAAAUAUAAAGCAUUAUUUUCAUUUAUCUAUCUAGUACUAGUACUUUGACAUGUGUCAAAGUUAUGACCGGAUAUAUUCCACUGCGUUUCCUAAAGCAGGCAGUAUUAUCAAAGAUCAAAGUUAUUUUCUUAUUAGUUCUUUUAUUACCAGUACAUUGACAUGUGUCAAAGUUAUGACCAAAUAUAUUCCACUGCGUUUCCUAAAGCAGACAGUAUUAUCAAAGAUCAAAAUUAAAUUCUAAUAUGUUUUUAUGACAAUCACGGUACAGGAUAACCAGCCAGGGUACAAACUAGUUUUUUAACUUUAGUAGUCUUGAUUUGGUGACAAAAAUUUCAUGGUCAGAUAUUAGUAAUAUUUGGUCUUAAAAUGAAUGACUAUAAAAUUUCGUGUUCCAUUUCUAGAAAAA
Mercenaria mercenaria is the source of this 1332-nucleotide messenger RNA. Its product is annotated as UPF0686 protein C11orf1 homolog. The record is from RefSeq and is a predicted model, not a curated record. Lineage: Eukaryota; Metazoa; Mollusca; Bivalvia; Venerida; Veneridae. Bases 93 to 560 code for a protein of 155 amino acids. Gene Ontology annotation, cellular component: nucleus. The transcript has 3 exons.